CCGCGAGGCGUCCACCCUCUCCGCUGCCGCCCCCAGGCCGGAUGGUUGGGGCCGAAGGCCACGCCCUUUCAGCCACCGUGUUUGGCGCAGCUCCCCCAGUCCAGCCGGCAGACCCCGGCUUAUCCAAGCUGCCUGUUACCGCCUUGCUCCUCGGCUCGCACUCGGCGGAUUCCCCGACUCCUUUCUUCAUGGCGUCGCUCCUGUGCUGCGGCCCCAAGGUGGCCGCCUGCGGCAUCGUCCUCAGCGCCUGGGGAGUGAUCAUGUUGGUAAUGCUCGGAAUAUUUUUCAACGUGCACUCAGCUGUGUUGAUUGAGGAUGUUCCCUUCACGGAGAAAGAUUUCACGAAUGGUCCUCAGAAUAUAUACAAGCUCUACGAGCAAGUCAGCUACAACUGUUUCAUCGCCGCGGGGCUCUACCUCCUUCUGGGAGGCUUCUCUUUGUGCCAAGUUCGACUCAAUAAGCGCAAGGAAUACAUGGUGCGCUAGAGCACAGACCAGUUUCUCCUCUUCAGCCCCCUUGUCUACUUUUUUUUUUUAAAUUCUCCUUGUCUAUUUAAAGAUUCCCCUCACCCGGGUCUCAUCCCGCCCAGUGCGGCACCCUCCGCGGGACUGGGUUUUCCUGGCGAGAGACUGAAUCCCCAAUUCUCCAACCUCAGGCGUCUGGCCCCAGUGGAGGGGGCUGGGGCUGGGGCUGGCACCCCCUGUCUCUCCAGCCCCCUCACCUACUCCCUAUCACAAUAAAGAGAAACUGCCCUCUUAAA
Chinchilla lanigera (long-tailed chinchilla) is the source of this 760-nucleotide messenger RNA. RefSeq names its product ribonuclease, RNase K (gene Rnasek). NCBI's taxonomy places the organism in Eukaryota, Metazoa, Chordata, Mammalia, Rodentia, Chinchillidae. The coding region runs from base 42 to 485 and encodes 147 amino acids. Gene Ontology annotation, molecular function: RNA endonuclease activity. The transcript is spliced from 3 exons. The record is from RefSeq and is a predicted model, not a curated record.